Apus apus (common swift) is the source of this 978-nucleotide messenger RNA. RefSeq names its product mas-related G-protein coupled receptor member A6-like. Gene Ontology annotation, molecular function: G protein-coupled receptor activity. NCBI's taxonomy places the organism in Eukaryota, Metazoa, Chordata, Aves, Apodiformes, Apodidae. The coding region runs from base 1 to 978 and encodes 325 amino acids. The record is from RefSeq and is a predicted model, not a curated record. Gene Ontology annotation, cellular component: membrane. The transcript has a single exon. Gene Ontology annotation, biological process: G protein-coupled receptor signaling pathway.
AUGGAGGAGCCCAACACAACAGACCUCUCUCUGAACAACAGCACUGCUCAAUAUACAGACUCUCAAGCAGUUUUUACACCUGUGUGCACACCAGACUCUCGUGUGUUGGCAACUGCAGGUGUCUUCACUGGUAUUUCCUUGUGUGGUCUAGUGGGGAAUAUGGUGGUUGUGUGGUUCCUGGGCUUCCACAUGAAGAAGAGCCCCUUCACUGUCUAUGUCCUGAACUUGGCCAUUGCUGACUUCUCUCUGCUCCUCUUCCUUCUUGUUAUAAUUGUAGCAGGCAUUAUUUCAGAAGUGUAUUGUUUCUUCUCAUUUCCAUUAUUAUUGGCCCAUAUUGUCCUGAGAGAGGUGUUUCAUUUUUUCUAUUUUGCCAGCAUGAACCUCCUGACAGCGAUGAGCAUGGAGAGGUGCCUGUCUGUUCUGUUCCCAAUCUGGUACCGGUGCCACCGCCCAAAGCACUUGUCUGGCAUCAUGUGUGGGCUGCUCUGGACUCUCGCUGGACUCUGUGGCUCUUCGUUUUUCACUUGUACAUCUCUCUCUCGGACUACAACCUGUAACGAAAUAGCAAAAGGUGUAAGCACUGUGAAUUUUCUUGCUUUUUCUAUAUUCCCAUUCCUUUCCAACCUUUCUCUCUUCAUCAAACUCCGAUGCGGCUCAGAGAGACGAAGCCCAGGGAGACUGUAUGUUGCUGUGCUGAUCAGUGUGAUCUUCCUGUUCAUCUUUGGCUUUCCUUUGACUGUGUCUUUCUUUCUUCUUUCCUAUAACGGCACAUUUUCAUUACUACAUGCAAUGUUUUGCCUGCUGGCCUCUCUAAACAGCUGCACCAACCCCUUCAUUUAUUUCCUGGUCGGAAGCUGCCGGCAGCGCCGGCUCCAGGGCUCUGCCAGAGCUGCCCUUCGCCAAGUGUUUGAAGAGAAAGGGAUGAAGGAGGAGGGGAGAGACGUGCCAGGGGAGCCUGGGGUGGAGACAAGUCUGUGA